Alligator sinensis (Chinese alligator) is the source of this 3511-nucleotide messenger RNA. It is a transcript of the gene MAP10, whose product is annotated as microtubule associated protein 10. NCBI's taxonomy places the organism in Eukaryota, Metazoa, Chordata, Crocodylia, Alligatoridae. The record is from RefSeq and is a predicted model, not a curated record. Gene Ontology annotation, cellular component: centrosome; midbody; mitotic spindle pole. Bases 2 to 2521 code for a protein of 839 amino acids. The transcript has a single exon. Gene Ontology annotation, molecular function: microtubule binding. Gene Ontology annotation, biological process: mitotic spindle midzone assembly; positive regulation of cytokinesis; cytoplasmic microtubule organization.
CAUGUCAGCUGCGGGCGAGCGCGAGGGCUUGGCGGUGCUGGAGAUGCUGGUGGAGUGGGCGUGGCUGGCGCCGCCGGCGCCCCUCCCCCCUCAGCCGGCUGUGGCGCUGCGCCUGCUCGACUUCCCCACGCUGUUGGUGCUCCCGGGUGGCCGCAGGUUCGAGGCCCCGGGUCGGCGCGUCCCCUUCGGGCGGGGCAAGGCCUGCGUGCUGCCGGGGCUGCCGGGCCCGGCCCCACUCCACGCGCUGCUGUUGGCCCUGCCCACCCAGGGGCCCGGCCCCGCUCGCCUGCUGGGCACUGCUCGUAUCCCGCUCGGGCCGGGCCCCGGGGGUGCCCGGGGCUGCUUCGCGCUGCGGGGCCUCCGGGGCGAGCACGUGGGGGAGUUAACACUGGCCUAUCAACUCCGCAGCCUGGGGCGGGAUCCUGCAGCGCUUAGCCCCGCACUGGGGUCUCCUCACAGAGCUGCCUCGGCACCCUGUGUUGUGCUGCGGGGCAAGGAAGGAGCUGCGGAGGUGGACAAGGAGCCUGGUGAUCUCUGCCCCCUGCCGCAGGGCGAGGAAGGAGCUGCGGAGCUGGACAAGGAGACUGGUGAUUACUGUCCCCUGCCGCAGAGCGAGGAAGGAGCUGCGGAGCUGGACGAGGAGGCCGGCAUUUUCUGCCCCCCACCACUGUACUACAACGCCGAUCCCCGGCGCACUGCACCUGUCAGGCCCGUGCCAGCCCCAAAGGAGCGGGAGAAGGAGCUAAGGAGUCCCCUGGCCUCCCGAGCAGUGCCUGGUGCCACCUCGUUGGGGAGCCCCCCAGUGCCGAACAUCACCCCGCAGCCACCCAGUGCAGCCCACCAGUUGCGUGAGGCCCUGAGGCAGCUGCCGCUGGUCAAUGCUCUGCUGGCAGAGCUGUCGCUGCUGAGUGGCGAGCCGGGGCCUGGCACCAUUCACCCCCAGUUGGCCUGGCUCUAUCGAGAAGCAGGAGCAAACGGAGAGCCCUUGCGGCCUUCCCUCGAGAGCAAGUCGCCAGCAGGGGAGGUGAAGGAAAAACAUCCUCAGCCCAGUGCAAACAGCAGAUCAUCUAGCCUGAGGUUCAGAAGAAGCUGGCAGAGGUCUUCCCAGUUGGGUGCUCCUUCUUCCUGGCGGCAGAAUUGCAAGGAAGCUCCACUGGCAAGGCAGGCUGCCUCUGAGAGAAACAGCGGAAGGAAAGAAAACACACCUCCGCGAAGGAAACUUUUUUACGGGCUGACAAAUACGCUGAGACUGCGGUUGCAGCAAACCAAUCCUGAUAUGUUGGUCAUUCAUGAAAGGAGAGAGGAGUAUAGAAAAAAACAAGUGGAGGCACUGAGGGAGAAGAGGGGGAAGGGCCCUGGAUCCAAAGGAAAAAUGUUCAGAAACUCAGCAGAACAACACGUAUUUUACGAGCAUCCUGAAAGGGCAGCGGUUUCAAAAAGAAAUAGGCUUGAUGAAAAUACUCGGACUUUAAUGCAAAGCAACCUUGAAAACAAUUAUGAACCCACAGGAAAAGGACACUUUUCUGACCUACAGGAGCAUGAUCUUGAUAGUAGUUUGAAAAAUAGUGAUGGAAAUGCAAGAGAAGGUGGUUCAUCUGAAGAAAAUGGGGACUCUUCACUGAAAGGAACCACACUGCAAUCCAGUUACAAAGAAAAAGAUGUACAAGUCCACCUGCCAAGAGCUUUCAUGCAUCAUACUGAUGCAGGAGAAGAUAAAGUAGGUGAAAAAACAAAACAUUUUAGCAUAGGCCAGGCCACAGAGGAGGACUUUGCUGCUUUCGUAUUAGGUGAUGAUCAUAAACCAAACCCAAACAGGAGUUUUGAAAGUAUCUCUGAAUUCAAAUAUUCAGAAGACUUUGUAACCAGUCCUGAGAACACCAUCUAUUCAGAAGAUUUCACCAAUGCUGAUUAUACUGCAAGAGGAUCAGAAGCUUUUGAGAGUAGCCCAGAGCCUGUAUUACUAAGCCCAAGGCAAACUUGCUCAGAAGUGGAUUCAGAAUCAAACAAAUCAAGAAUAUCUGGGGAAAGUCUGAGGAUGGAGAGCAGGUCAGCUCAUGUCCCAGUUCCCUCAACUGCAUCACCAGUCCACUCUUUUAAGAGACCCUACCAUUUAAAAAACAGAAAAGAAAGCAGAGUUGCAGUUGGGAGUUUAUCUAGCAACCUUUCCAGUCCCGCAGAGUCAUUACAUGAGCAGCAGUCAUCCCUACAGUACAAGGAAGAAGGCAGCAAGAGUGAUCGAACUCUCCGAGAAUCCUUGACGAUGAAAGGUAAACAAGGUCGUUCUGAUAAGACCUGCAAUGUAGGAAAGGGUCAGACCUCUUCAGAAAAGAGCCAGUCACUAAAGACAUCUCAAGUUAGUUCUUACCUGCCAUCCAAUGUGUAUGACUUUGAACUUAGUGCAUUGGAAAACAGUACAUCAGACGAAGAAGAGAAUGAUGAUUUGGGAACGUUAAGUAUUACUAAUCAAUGUAAACACAUCAGUGAGCUAGUAGUAAACAAGCUUCCUGGAUACACAAUGUGAUUACCAUUAGAUGGUCUGCUGGUCAAAAUGAUGUUAAAUCAUCGUUUCUGUAAACACUGGCAAUUUAAAACUACCGUACAGCACUGGCAUUUUAUAUGAAUUUAAUAAAAUACUGCUUGAGCUCUGUAAGAACAUUGCAAUGAAAUGGUGCAUAUAACAUGUCAAUGUUAUGAAUCCAAUUAAAAAAAUAAAUAAAGCAGCUGAACUAUUAUUUAUUUUUGAUUGUAGAAAUUAAGAUAGAAGCAGUGAGCGUUCCUGGAUUAUCUAAAAACUUUGUUUCAGGAGGAAGUAACGUGGUGGCAUGCAGCUGGUGUGUGUACAGAAUGUAUUUAACUACUGUUAAAAUGUAGCAGUUCAUGAACUAGAAUUCACCCUCUCCACAAAAAUGUCUUGUAUGUUUCCAGGAAAUAAUGUAGGGAUCCAAAUGCAGCACAACCUGUAAUUAGUUGUGACAGGCCACAAGCAUUAGCAGCCAGAAGGAACCCUUUAUCUGGUCUGUGUAGUACAGGCAAUAUUACUUGAUCCAGUGGUUCUAGUCAUCUGUGAACUGAAGCACUGUGUGUCAACCUUUUCAGGUUAGCAAUUCCUUAAAGUCAAAUUCUUAACCAUCUCUUUACAUUUACUCUAAAAUAGUAACAAAUGUUAUGGACAGCAAUAAACAUAAUUUUUCUGUGCUGGUUGAGAGAGAGAGAGAAUACUUGACCUUGAAGGGUAUAGGUGCCGAUGAGUUUUAAUAAAUUUUUAACGCCUCACAACCCCUUGAUUGCAUUUUGAGAUGCUGCCCCUUAAAGGUCAUGACCUGCUAGUUGAGAAACACUGGACUGACAUGUACAUUUCAGAAAGACAUCAGAUCAUGAUUUAAAGAUUCCAAAUGAUGGAAAAUUUAGCACAUCCCUUUGUAAUCUGUUCCAGUGAUUAGCUGUCUUCAUUGUUAAAUGUAUACUUCAUUUUCAGUUUGAAUUUGUUUUAUUUUUCCCCCUUUUGACUUUC